AUGGCUGACCCAACUGUCAUUGUUUUGCCCGGCGCGGCUGAUGGCUCCCAUCACACUGACCAAGAAAGAUCGCAGAUUGCAUCGAAGAUCCAGAAUGCCUUGAAUGAGGGACAGUCGCCGAGAUUGGCACAAGAUGGCCCGUUGCGGCAAGUUCUAGCUCAACAAGAUAGCUUCUACAAGUAUAUCAACUGGGAAGAUCCUCUUCGUACACUCGGCGUGUACAUCGGCGCCUUGAGCAUUUUGUUCGGGGCACACCACUUGCCUCUCACUCAGUUGGCAUUGAAGGCCGCAGUAACGACUCUUGGAGUUGUCUCGGCUGCCGAAUACGCCAGCCGGUCAUUCGGUUCCGACUCUUUGUCCACCCGUCUGCGACCGAGGCAGUACAGGAGACUGCCAGAGUCCGCCCUCAACAACACCCUUAGAGAUGUUCACGACUUGAUUCAAUAUGCAGUCGUAGAAGCUCAGCGAAUUAUUUACGGCGAAGACCUGGGCAAGACGUUUGGCGCUUUUGUCGGCUUUGCAUCUUUGUAUGCCCUCAUCAAAGUCCUUUCUCCGUUUUGGCUAGCUGUCGUUGGAGUGACUGCUAUCUUCGUCGCCCCCCUCGCUGCCUCACCUCAGGGACGAAAGGUUGCGCACGACGCGACUAUACAGGCUCAAAACGCGGCCAACGUGACCGCUCAGAAGAGCGCGGAUCUCGCUCGCGAUGGACAAGCAAAGGCGGCUGAACUAUCCUCCAAGGCCCAACAAAUGACUUCUGAUGCUAGCACAACUGUCGGCAACGCUUCUCGGAGCGGUCAACAGACGGCGUACAAUGUGACCAGCACAGCUACCGAACAAGUUAGAAACUUGCCGCAAUCAGCCACAAAUACUAUUAACAAGGCCCCUGGCUCCCUUACAUCGAUUUUGGGAGACGAACACCACAAUGCUAAUGGUUUGUCGGCAAACAACAACAACACCAAUAACCACCGGACCGUGGAUGAGCGCUCUCGGCAGCAGCCUUCUGGAUAUGUUACUAGUACUGGCACCGACGGGCCAUCUCGUUCGUCAAUCAACGAGACUGAGAUCCCGAGACGUGCGCCCUCGAAUCUUGAAGAUCAGCUGUCUGCCGAGCAAUCUACCGGUAGUCUCCCCACGCUUCCCAGAACGCUACCUGUCAAGUCUGACAUCGAAAAUUUGGGGGGUGGAACGGCUACGAUUCUCAGAUAG
Colletotrichum godetiae is the source of this 1206-nucleotide messenger RNA. RefSeq names its product Reticulon-domain-containing protein. The transcript is spliced from 6 exons. The record is from RefSeq and is a predicted model, not a curated record. Bases 1 to 1206 code for a protein of 401 amino acids. Lineage: Eukaryota; Fungi; Ascomycota; Sordariomycetes; Glomerellales; Glomerellaceae.